Sinocyclocheilus grahami is the source of this 1886-nucleotide messenger RNA. RefSeq names its product dolichyl pyrophosphate Man9GlcNAc2 alpha-1,3-glucosyltransferase-like. The transcript has 15 exons. Gene Ontology annotation, biological process: protein N-linked glycosylation; dolichol-linked oligosaccharide biosynthetic process. Gene Ontology annotation, cellular component: endoplasmic reticulum membrane. The record is from RefSeq and is a predicted model, not a curated record. Gene Ontology annotation, molecular function: dolichyl pyrophosphate Man9GlcNAc2 alpha-1,3-glucosyltransferase activity. Bases 95 to 1630 code for a protein of 511 amino acids. Lineage: Eukaryota; Metazoa; Chordata; Actinopteri; Cypriniformes; Cyprinidae.
CCGCUGUCGUGUUGUUUCAGGAAGUGAAUCUCAGUCGAUUGGGCUCUGUAGGAAAGCAUGAGCGAUGCAUCAGAAGUCGUAAAGGCUACCGGACAUGGAGAACUGGAGCCUUAUUUCACUGUGCGUGCUGCUCGGUUUAACGUCGAGAUGGACGGUGUCUUUUCACUCAUACUCAGGUGCAGGUAAACAGCCAAUGUUCGGGGACUAUGAAGCACAGAGACACUGGCAAGAAGUGACUUACAAUCUACCUGUUCAUGAAUGGUACUUCAUUACUACAAAUAAUGAUUUGAACUACUGGGGUCUUGAUUAUCCUCCUCUGACAGCAUAUCACAGCCUGGCCUGUGUAUAUGUAGCAAAGCUGCUCAAUCCUGAAUGGGUGGAGUUGCAUGCAUCUAGAGGCUAUGAAAGCCACUCACAUAAGUUGUUCAUGAGGGCCACAGUUCUUUUUACAGAUAUUUUGAUCUACAUUCCAGCAGUUUUGCUUUUCUGCUUCUACUUUUGCGAUGGGUCCUCUAAACAAAAGGUUGCCACAGCUCUCUGCAUCCUUCUGUAUCCAGGACUUAUACUUGACUACGGUCAUUUUCAAUAUAACAGUGUGAGCCUGUGUCUGGCUCUAUGGGGGAUAUUGGGACUUGGUUUGGGCUGGGAUCUGUUUGGUUCCUUGGCCUUCACUUUGGCUCUCAAUUACAAGCAAAUGGAAUUGUACCACUCACUGCCUUUCUUCUGCUAUCUCCUGGGCAAGUACAUCAACCAGGGUUUGACUGGGAGAGGGCCACCAGUCUUUGAGGAAUCACAUGUCGGUACCCCAGCAGAAAGGUCAACGAGCACUCAGAACAGAUCGGAUAAAGUGGCUAACACAUGGUGCAGCUUGAAUGUGCUGAUAAAUAUCAAGACCCUGCUGUCCAGAGAGACUCAGCUGUUCCUCAGUUUUGCUCUUACUCUGUUGUUCAUCCUGCCUUCAUCUUUAAAAUUGUUGUCCAAACCCAAUCUAUGGCAGUUUAAGCUCACCUUGGUAAACUCCUCCCUGGCUUUUUUCCUCUUCUCCUUCCAAGUCCAUGAGAAGUCUAUCCUUCUAGCAGCCUUGCCAGUUUGCCUUGUCAUCAACGAAAUACCUCUGAUUGCCAUUUGGUUUCUACUAACGUCAACUUUCAGCAUGCUCCCCCUUCUGGUGAAGGACGGUCUGCUGUUGCCUUAUGUGGUGACCUCAUUGGCGUUCCUCUUUCUGAGUUUGUAUCUGCUCUCUGCUUUAGAGAGAAGUACAGAAGAAGAGCUCAGACUUGGCCUCUAUCGCAAACUCACUCAGCACUGGCUGCCUAAACUCAACCUCAGCCGGAUCAUUAAAUGGAAAUUCUGGUUUUCACUGGAGGCCAUGGCAGCGUUGAGCUUUUUGAGUGUGUGGUUGGAGCCUCCGGCCAAGUUGCCUGAUCUGUUUCCAGUGCUGGUCUCAGUCCUUUCCUUUCUCCACUUUCUGGGCUUCGUCAUAUAUUUCAACCUGGUCCAGUUGCCGCAGAGGGAAAAAGAGUCUGAAGAAAACAAACUGAAAUAUGUCUUCAAAGACAUUGGUUGUCAAAGGAAGAACUACAGCCAGUGUGAUGGUGAAAGGAAAGGACAACCCCUUUGGUUAGAAUAGAACAGGAUGGGAAUAGUUUGUAAAAAUUCAAUUUCUUCUUAAUGAGGUUCAGGGACUUUGCUUGAGUUGAGAAGAGUGAAUCCAAUGAAAGGAGAUACAGUUUUGCCAGACUUUCUCUCACUUGUUUGUCUUGGAAACAAAUUCAGUUAGUGGGAUAUUGGUAUUGUGUAAAAUACCAAGCUGUAAGGCCAUUAUUUUUACAUUUUUGAUACAUCAUUAAAUGGUUUUGUACCAAAUGAAAGUAAAAAUAAUGACC